Messenger RNA from Porites lobata, 2478 nucleotides. Lineage: Eukaryota; Metazoa; Cnidaria; Anthozoa; Scleractinia; Poritidae. The record is from the annotation of a GenBank genome assembly.
AUGUUGUUUGGAGCUGGUUUGACAGUUGGAUUUUCCAAUCUCUUCUGUGGAGUUUGUGUUGGAAUUGUUGGAAGGUACAGUGAAACCCCAUUAAUGCGACCACUGUUAGGCCAUAAAAUCAUGGUCAUAAUAACGAGAUGGUCAUACUAAAAGGGAUCUUCAGGACUGUCACUAAGAUUUCAAGUUGCCGGUAAAUACAAAGUAGGUGGGGGAAGCAAACAGUUAUGGAUUUCUUGUGGUUUCAUUUUUAUUUCUUUUCCUAUGAAAGAAUCAGGGGGACAUGUCCCCCCAGCUCUUAAUGACAACCCUGAUCUUCAAAAAAAAUGACCAGUAUUUCUCUUGUGGUUCAAAAAUUGUGAUUGUGAUAACGAGGUGGUCGAUUAACAGGACGGUCGUAAAGGCGGGGUUCCACUGUCUUACAGUGUCUUGAUUAUGCUGUGCUCAGAAUGUAAACAAGCUGCAUUGCUUUUAUAGUUUUCAGUGUACUUACAGAAGCCUUUAGGGCAUAACAAAAAAGUGCUGUUUGUAGCAUAAUGAUGGACAUAUUUUGCCAGUAUAUUUUUCUGAGAAAUUGCCCAAGAGGGACGCUUUACCUGCUGUUUUAGAGAAACUAACAGAGAGAAGCUGGGAAAGCCAAACAUAGCGAUUCUCAGUGCACUAUAUUAAAAGCAUCACCUUAUCAGGGGACUUUAAAAGAUUAUAGUAUUUUUACAGAAAAAAUUACAGUAGUAGUUUGUAGGGUCAACUCAGUAGUUAAAUCUUAUAACACAUCAGUCUUGACUUGUCUUGAAUCGUGAUUACAUUUUCAUUUGACCUACUUACAGCUGUGUGUAAUUUUCUUUUCUUGUGAUGUCAGAUGAAUGUUAAUAUCAGUUAGAUAACUCCAUUAAAAAGCUUGUUCUUAUUCUCUUUGAUUUCAGUGGUGCUGCACUUGCAGAUGCUCAGAAUUCAUCCUUAUUUGUUAAGGUAAUCAUUUUUUAGUGUCGUGCACAGUUACUCUGCCAAUGCUCCAACCAGUCAGUUCUCAAAAUUCAUCAUCCUCCCAGGCCAUCAUUAAUUUUGUUUCGUUUUACUUUGUCAUACAGUCAAACCUGUAUAUAACGGCCUUCUAUAUAGCGGUUGCCCUGUAUAUUCAGGCACCGGACAACUUCCCAAAAUUUUCAGUUGCCUAAUAUUUCCUGCAAAGUUGACCUGUAUAUAAGGGUCACCUUGCCAUUUUCCAAGGGUGUAUACAGACUGUAUUCAGGUGAACCUCCCUUAAAAAUAAUAUAAUAAUAAAACUGUCAGGCCAAAAUGUGGUCGCGGUCGCUUACCAGUGGUGGUCGUUUACUUUCGGAUCUAAUAGGCUUUGAUGGAGAAAGUUUUGAUGUUUUAGGGAGGUGGACGCACAUAGAAGUAUAAUGUUUGCGUCUGUGUGAUGUCUACCAAACCAGUGUAGUCAUAUCAUUGCAAAAGUCUUUCAGUGAGCAAGCUCGCAAAAUCUAUGAAACAUUUUCUCAUAAUGUCACGUCAGCCAUAUUGGUGUUCCUAAACAAUGAAACAGCAGCCAUGUUGGUGUUCCAAACGAGUCCUUCUCAUGGGAGGUUAACCUUUUUCCUGUAUAAAAGCUUUCUUUUGUUCCAAUAAAUUUGCAUAGCUAGUGGCCGUUUGAAUGAAAAUGCUCUGUAAUGUCAGAGGGUAACAGUGCAUUGCUGUUAGCAGAUGUUGACUGCUACUUUGUUGUCUCGUUACAUAAACACCCAUGAAAUAUCAGGUGACCUUUCAUGCAAAGAGAUGUACAUGUACUGCAUCUUCACAUAGAAAAAAUCACUAUUUCUCUGCUAACAUGAUAAAUUGUGCUUUUUACACUAAAAAUAUAUUUAGAUGAAAUUGUUCGGUAUUUUAUUGGUGUUUUCUGUUAAACAAUUUCACUACCUUGUUGAACUCAUUCAUAAAAAUACCGUAAAAUUCCCAAAAUAAGCCCCUCCAUGUAUAAGCCCCUCCAAAUAUAAGCCCCCCAAAAUCAUGAUGCGAAAAACCCUCCGUUAAAUCGCCCCUCCGAAUAUAAGCCCCCGAGGGGGGGGGCUUGUACUUGGAAUUUGCCAUCGAAUACAAAGAAAAACAAAGCAAAAAUAGUAAAUUUCCUCCCCUUUACAAGCUGGCCCAAUCGAUUCUGAAACGCAAAUUUCCCUCUGUAGAUAAGCCCCUCCGAAUAUAGGCCCCUCCAAAAAUAAGCCCCUCAAAAAGGGCCUUUGAAAAAUAUAAUCCCCGGGGGUUAUUUUCGGAAUUUUACGGUAUUUUUCAACACUCAAAGAGAAAUUUCAUAUCCCUUUGCGGCCAUAUAAUAUCCCCCAUUUAAUAAACAAUUGAUAUUGGACAUUGGCUAAAAGACUUGUUUUGUAUCGGUUGAAGGUUUUGAUCAUUGAGAUCUUUGGUAGUGCCAUUGGGUUAUUUGGCGUCAUCAUAGCCAUCAUACAGGUGUGUAGAAUCCCUUUGUAA